AGAAUGGCUUUGGUAAAUGGGUCUGUGGUAACUGAAUUCAUUCUCUUGGGAUUAUCAGACCAGCCUGAACUCCAAGUCCCCCUGUUCCUGCUCUUUCUAUUAAUGUACAUCAUAACUGCAUUGGGGAAUUUGGCUUUAAUUAUUCUCAUUUUGUUGAAUUCUCACCUUCAUACUCCUAUGUAUUUCUUCCUUUUUAACUUAUCCUUUGUUGACUUUUGUUACUCUUCUGUUAUUACACCAAAAAUGUUGAUGAACUUUGUUGUAAUGAAAAAUCUUAUCUCAUAUGUAGGAUGUAUGACACAGUUCUUCUUAUUCUGUUUCUGUGUCAAUUCUGAGUGUUAUAUUCUCACAUCUAUGGCCUAUGACCGUUAUGUGGCUGUCUGCAAUCCACUCUUGUAUAACAUUGUCAUGUCUCCGAAGACGUGUUCCUAUCUUAUGCUUGGUUCAUAUUUGAUGGGGUUUUCUAGUGCCAUGAUCCACACUGGAUGUGUCCUAAGGCUGGAAUUCUGUGAUGGAAACACCAUCAAUCAUUAUUUCUGUGAUCUCCUUCCUUUGCUGCAGCUCUCCUGCACCAGCACCUAUGUCAAUGAGAUAGAGGUGUUAAUUGUAACAGGGAAGGAUAUCAUUGUGCCCACUGUGAUCAUCUUUAUCUCAUAUGGCUUCAUCCUGUCCAGCAUAUUUCAAAUGAAGUCCACUGAGGGCAUGUCGAAGGCCUUCAGCACCUGCAGUUCCCACCUAAUUGCUGUCUCUCUGUUCUUUGGGUCUGGUGCCUUUAUGUAUCUCAAACCCCACUCAGCUGGAACAAUGAACAGUGGAAAGGCAUCUUCAAUAAUUUAUACCAUUUUAAUUCCUAUGAUGAAUCCAUUAAUUUAUAGCUUGAGAAACAAAGAUGUUAACAUUGCCUUGAAAAAAACUUUGAGAAAGAAAAUUUUGUAA
Apodemus sylvaticus (European woodmouse) is the source of this 936-nucleotide messenger RNA. RefSeq names its product olfactory receptor 8B8-like. Gene Ontology annotation, molecular function: odorant binding; G protein-coupled receptor activity; olfactory receptor activity. Gene Ontology annotation, cellular component: membrane. Bases 4 to 936 code for a protein of 310 amino acids. NCBI's taxonomy places the organism in Eukaryota, Metazoa, Chordata, Mammalia, Rodentia, Muridae. The record is from RefSeq and is a predicted model, not a curated record. Gene Ontology annotation, biological process: G protein-coupled receptor signaling pathway; sensory perception of smell. The transcript has a single exon.